AUGGUUGGAUUUAAACCUGCUGAUGUGCCUCCAUCGGCAGCUGUGAAGUUUUUGGGAGCAGGAACUGCAGCCUGUAUCGCUGACCUCCUCACCUUUCCCUUGGACACAGCCAAAGUGCGACUGCAGAUUCAAGGGGAGGCCAUAGCCUCUCCAGCAGCAGGGAAUGGGUCAGCGGUGAGGUAUCGAGGUGUGUUUGGCACCAUCACUACCAUGGUGCGCACCGAGGGACCCAGGAGUCUUUACAGUGGACUGGUGGCAGGACUCCAGAGGCAGAUGAGCUUUGCCUCUGUCCGCAUUGGCCUCUACGACUCUGUAAAGCAGUUCUACACCAGAGGCUCUGAGAAUGUAGGCCUUGGCAUUCGGCUGCUUGCGGGAUGUACCACAGGUGCCAUGGCGGUUGUGAUAGCUCAGCCCACAGAUGUGGUGAAAGUCCGCUUCCAGGCACAGGGCAGGUCCUCUGGGGUCGCCAGACGCUACUGUAGCACAAUUGAUGCUUACAGGACCAUCGCUAAGGAAGAAGGCAUCCGUGGCCUUUGGAAAGGUACAGCUCCAAACACUUUACGGAACGCAACGGUCAACUGCACAGAACUGGUGACGUACGACUUCAUCAAGGAAACACUUCUAAAGUCCACGCCCCUGACAGACAACCUGCCCUGCCACUUUCUCUCAGCCUUCGGUGCAGGGUUAUGCACGACAGUCAUCGCUUCACCUGUCGAUGUGGUCAAGACAAGAUAUAUGAACUCUCCUCUUGGCCACUACAGAAGCGUCUUGAACUGUGCUGCUACAAUGAUGACCAAGGAAGGACCACUUGCCUUUUAUAAGGGGUUCAUGCCCUCUUUCUUACGCCUGGGCUCCUGGAACGUGGUGAUGUUUGUGACAUACGAGCAGCUGAAACGGGCCAUGACGGCAGCAAAUCACAACUGCACAUGA
Messenger RNA from Limanda limanda (common dab), 930 nucleotides. RefSeq names its product mitochondrial uncoupling protein 2-like. The coding region runs from base 1 to 930 and encodes 309 amino acids. Gene Ontology annotation, biological process: mitochondrial transport; mitochondrial transmembrane transport; response to cold. The record is from RefSeq and is a predicted model, not a curated record. Lineage: Eukaryota; Metazoa; Chordata; Actinopteri; Pleuronectiformes; Pleuronectidae. Gene Ontology annotation, cellular component: mitochondrial membrane. The transcript has 6 exons. Gene Ontology annotation, molecular function: oxidative phosphorylation uncoupler activity.